UCCGGUGCGCAUGGAUGGGACGUCACGUCAGCUGCCGUCGUGUCGGGAUUGGAAUGUUACCGACUAACAAUCGGAACAACUGAGCACUCGGUAAUUGGACACUAGGAUCAAGGAAUCCCGUCUUUUUUUAAAAACAUUUUUCCUCAGCUCUUCACCCGGUGUGAGCUCAGCGUUUGUUGCCCUGGUGCAGACCGGAUAACUUCCCCUCGCCGAUGCGCUUUUUUCAUUUUAUAUCAGCGCGUAUGAGGCUGUGUGUGUGGAGCUUGUAAUAAAUAAGAAGAGAAAUGCAGGGAUUCGUCAGGUUACACUUGUACCGAUGAGCUGCCCCUGUGCUACGACGCUUUCCUCCGGUUUUUCCUGCUUCUCCUCAACCGAGACUAUGGAGUGAUAAAAAAGAGAGAGAGAGAGAAAGAGAGAGACAGAGAGAGAGAGAGAGAGAGGGGGAAUAGGACGAAAUCACCCCAAGGCGUUUUUUGGAUCUGAGCGCGGCGGCCACACCGACGGGGCUUUUUUUUAAAUACACUCCCGGUGAAUGUGCACCGAGUUUACCAUCUAAACCGGGGGUAUACCUUUCCGUCUGGGAGAGCCUCGGGGACCCCUGCCGCUGUUUAUCCGGUGGGAGAGAGAGAGAGUUCCCAGACGGCAGCCGGACAGUUUUCCAUUUGAAUAGCCACCACACAUGCAGUCUGAAUGAGGCUGAGAAGAAGCGCAAGGGGAAGAGAGAGCCGUGUAUGAUUGUGUCCGAGACUGAGAGUCUUGAGUCCGGGCAUCUUUUCUAUAUAGGUGCACCCUAGCCCCCCUGCUGUAGGCGCCCGUGCGAUAUGCUGAAACUCUACAGAAGAGGGAGAGAGGGACACUACUUUUAAAAUCGCCCACAUGCACUGGAUCAAUUGCUGGAUUUGGGAACCGAAUACGCAGAAGGGGGGUUGGGGAUCCUUGGAGGCUGCCGGAGGAUGGAGCGGUGUAGCCGGGGUUGGUGAGAGCCUAACUUCGGGCCACUUUACAUUUCUUAUUCCUAAAACAACUCGCCCCUGUUUCCAGGACACAUGCAGGCCAAAAAACGCUACCUGAUCCUGCUCUCCGCCGGUGCGUGUCUAGUGCUUCUCUUCUACCUCGGAGGGGUUCAACUUCCAGCGGCGAGCAGGAGCCGGCAUGACCGCAGCCGGAAUGGGUACCGGCCCGACCAGCCCUGGCCUCACUUCUCGGACCCUUUACAACCUUUCCUGCCCUGGGAUCACACGGACACCGAGGAGUACAACCUGCACAUAUCUCCGAGGCAGAAGAGGGACGUCAACACCAGUGUUUACAAAGGCAAACGGUGCCGAAUGGAUUCAUGCUUUGAUUUCUCUCUGUGUAAAAAGAACGGAUUCAAAGUUUAUGUUUACCCGCAGCAGAAAGGGGAGAAGAUCUCAGAGAGUUACCAGAAUAUUUUAUCGACCAUAGAGGGGUCCAGGUUUUACACUUCAGACCCCGGACAGGCGUGUCUGUUCGUCCUGAGUUUGGACACGCUGGAUCGGGACCAGCUGUCCCCGCAAUACGUCCACAACCUGAAGACCAAGGUCCAGAACCUGCCUCUGUGGAACGACGGCAGGAACCAUCUCAUAUUUAACUUGUACUCGGGGACGUGGCCGGACUAUACGGAAGAUUUGGGCUUUGACAUCGGCCAGGCUAUGUUGGCUAAAGCCAGCAUCAGCACCGAUAACUUCAGGCCCAACUUCGACGUGUCCAUCCCCCUCUUCUCCAAGGAGCACCCGAGGACCGGUGGAGAGAGGGGGUUCCUCAAGUACAACUCCAUCCCGCCUUUCAGAAAAUACAUGCUGGUGUUCAAGGGGAAGCGCUACCUGACAGGUAUCGGCUCGGACACCAGGAAUGCCUUAUAUCACGUCCACAACGCCGAGGAUGUGGUGCUGCUCACCACCUGCAAGCAUGGCAAAGACUGGCAGAAGCACAAGGACGCACGCUGUGACAAGGACAACGCAGAGUAUGACAAGUACGACUACAAGGAGAUGCUCCACAACUCCACCUUCUGUUUGGUGCCCCGCGGCAGACGACUGGGCUCCUUUCGUUUCCUCGAGGCGCUGCAGGCUGCAUGUGUGCCGGUGAUGCUGAGUAACGGCUGGGAGCUGCCUUUCUCCGAGAUCAUCGACUGGAACACAGCUGCAGUCAUCGGCGACGAGAGGCUCCUGCUGCAGAUUCCAACCACGGUGCACUCCAUCCACCAGGACAAGAUCCUGUCCCUCAGACAGCAGACUCAGUUCCUGUGGGAGGCGUACUUCUCCUCGGUGGAGAAGAUAGUGCUGACCACAUUAGAGAUCAUCCAGGACCGGGUGCUGGAGCACGGUUCCCGGAGCAGCCUGAUGUGGAACAGUCACCCAGGAGGACUGUUCGCCCUGCCGCAGUACUCCGGCUACCUGGGAGACUUCCCCUUCUACUACGCCACGCUGGGUAUCAAACCGUACCCCAAGUUCACAGCCGUCAUCCACGCCGUCUCCCCUCUGGUGUCCCAGUCGCAGCCCAUACUCAAGCUACUAGUGGCUGUGGCCAAAUCCCAGUACUGUGCACAGAUUAUUGUUCUCUGGAACUGUGACAAGCCUCUCCCCGCCAAGCACCGCUGGCCUGCCACCUCAGUGCCCGUCAUCGUCAUCGAGGGUGAAAAUAAGGUGAUGAGCAGCCGCUUCUUGCCCUAUGAAACCAUUGUGACCGACGCUGUCCUCAGCCUGGAUGAAGACACAGUGUUGUCCACCACAGAGGUGGACUUCGCCUUCACCGUGUGGCAGAGUUUUCCAGAGAGGAUCGUAGGUUACCCUGCACGCAGCCACUUCUGGGACAGCAACAAGGAGCGUUGGGGCUACACAUCCAAAUGGACCAACGACUAUUCGAUGGUGCUGACUGGAGCUGCCAUCUACCACAGGUAUUAUCACUACCUGUACACCAACUACUUGCCCACCAGUCUGAAGAGCAUGGUGGACCAGCUGGCCAACUGCGAGGACAUCCUGAUGAACUUUUUGGUCUCUGCUGUCACCAAGCUGCCGCCCAUCAAGGUCACACAGAAGAAACAGUACAAGGAGACUAUGAUGGGACAGUCUUCGAGGGCUUCCCGCUGGGCCGAUCCGGACCACUUCGCCCAGCGCCAGACCUGCAUGAACAAGUUCGCCAGCUGGUUUGGCGCCAUGCCGCUGGUCCACUCCCAGAUGAGACUGGACCCCGUCCUAUUCAAGGACCAGGUCUCAAUCCUUCGCAAGAAAUACAGGGACAUCGAGAGGCUCUGACAGGACCGGCGCCCCCUCGCGGGAGACCCCACGCAGGGGGAGGCGCGAGAGAGAGACUCGGUGGAGAGUAGAAGGAGUAGUCGGACUACAGCGGGAUGGACAGGGAGCGACGCAGCUCUGUCUUCCACUCAGCACAUUGCCAAUGACCACAGCGCCGCCGCUGCUGCUGCCAGGACUUGACACGGGGAACGGACGAACAGGAGAAAAGCAGAUGGCGUUUUGGAUUUGAAAAAAAACAAACAAAUAAAUAAAAGAAACAAACACAGACAGACAAAGAGAAAGUGACGGACAUGACAAAACAGUACUGUAUGUUCGCAAAUGUGCAAACACGCAGCGCACACUACUGACGACGAGAACUCUUGGAUAGAAUAUUUUUUUGUACGACACGAACGAGGAUGACAUUGACUUUCCUGCUCUCUCGGCACAUGCGCAGGACGGUAGAAGAGGGAAGGUGUCCGUGAUCGCAAACCUGGCAACCCCCACCCACCCCUCCUAACCCCCACCCCA
Molecule: messenger RNA, 3776 nt
Organism: Scomber japonicus (chub mackerel)
Lineage: Eukaryota; Metazoa; Chordata; Actinopteri; Scombriformes; Scombridae
Gene: ext1b
Product: exostosin glycosyltransferase 1b
Exons: 11
Coding region: 1047-3269 (740 amino acids)
Cellular component (GO): membrane
Molecular function (GO): glycosyltransferase activity
Source: RefSeq, a predicted model, not a curated record